UUAUUGAUAAAAUGUACACAUACAGUACACUAUCGCUACCAAUAGGGGGCGCUACAUGCCGGAAAUACGUACUGAUCUGAUUCCAACGAAGGAGAAAAAGUAAAUUGCAACAUGGCGACUCCCAUGCACAGAAUAAUAGCCAGAAGGCAAGCGGAGGCAAACAAACAAAACGUGCGUUGCCAGAAAUGUUUGGAGAUCGGACACUGGACCUACGAAUGCACAGGGAAGCGGAAAUAUGUUCACAGGCCGUCAAGAACAUUUGAAAUGAAGAAGAGGCUCAAGGAGAAUGAAAACAAACUCAUCAGUAUUAGUGGACCAGGAAGUGAAGGCUCAAGUGAGAAGAAAGUCAAGAAGAAGACUAAAGAGUCCAGCGACAGCAGCAGUGAUUCAGACAGCUCCUCCAGUGACUCAUCAUCAGACAGCAGCGACUCCUCCAGCUCCUCUUCAAAUGACAGCGACAGCAGCAGUGACAGCGACGAUGACAGCUCUUCCUCCUCCUCUUCUUCCUCCUCCUCUUCAUCGUCAGACAGCUCAGACUCAGGAAGCAGCAGCGAUUCAGAUCAAGGACCUCCAAAGAAGAAGAAAAAGAAGAAAUAAACAAAUACUGGAAUGGAAGAAGUUGAUUUUAUUGUGGUGUUUGUUUUCCUAAGUAAUUUUAUCUGUCCACUUUUUUUUUUUUUUACCUCUAAUCCGUCACAGCUGGUUGGAUCUGGAUAUGGGACACCUCAAGGGCUGUAAAUCCCACAGUUACAUACUUGCUAACCUAAGAAAUGGAGAUGACACAGAAUGAAUUAGUUUGGGUUGGCCAUAGUAUCAUUAUUAGUUUUCAAAAAAUAUUUCCCCUAUUAUUUCUAUUAAUGUGACAUUUCCUCAAGUUUGUGUGUCUAAAUUUUAAAUAUCUGAGGAAAACAAUGCAUAUUCAUGUUCAGUUUGUGAUUUUGUACUAAAUAUAUUUUUAGUCAAACUUCAAAUGUAUAGCAUACAGCCUCAAUAAAGUAACGCCGUGUCUACUAUUGAAAAGACCUUUUAGGAUACUGAAUAAAAGUUUUGUUUGUUAAAUUCUGAAUGAGCUUGAAGUUAGAAGCUCUUGAUUCUAUUAAACUUCUAGUUGCUUGUUUUGUUGUAAAAUAAACUUGACUUCUGUUUGUUUUUAA
Molecule: messenger RNA, 1154 nt
Organism: Scatophagus argus
Lineage: Eukaryota; Metazoa; Chordata; Actinopteri; Scatophagidae
Gene: zcchc10
Product: zinc finger, CCHC domain containing 10
Exons: 4
Coding region: 112-597 (161 amino acids)
Molecular function (GO): nucleic acid binding; zinc ion binding
Source: RefSeq, a predicted model, not a curated record